Papilio polytes (common Mormon) is the source of this 1812-nucleotide messenger RNA. RefSeq names its product serine hydroxymethyltransferase, cytosolic (gene Shmt). Gene Ontology annotation, biological process: folic acid metabolic process; purine nucleobase biosynthetic process; protein homotetramerization. NCBI's taxonomy places the organism in Eukaryota, Metazoa, Arthropoda, Insecta, Lepidoptera, Papilionidae. The record is from RefSeq and is a predicted model, not a curated record. The transcript has 8 exons. Gene Ontology annotation, cellular component: cytoplasm; cytosol; nucleus. Gene Ontology annotation, molecular function: serine binding; pyridoxal phosphate binding; protein homodimerization activity. Bases 59 to 1609 code for a protein of 516 amino acids.
AAAACACUUCUUUAUUAAACAGAGUUUCGAAGACUUACAGCUCGAUUUUAUAUCAAAAAUGAAUGGUAAAUUACUCAAACAGUGUUAUAGUACAGCGUUUUCAAAAUUAUGUCCAACUUCUGGGUCACUGAUAGAGAACAGCAAAAUUUCAGCACAGAGGAAUAUAAACUUUAAGACUUUUAUAUCAAAGAAGUUUCUACAUAAAUCAGCAAUUAUGAACAGUCUUCUUAAUGGUAAUUUGUGGGAUACGGACCCCGAACUUUUCGAAAUAAUAAAGAAAGAGAAGCAGCGACAACGACAUGGCUUGGAGAUGAUAGCUUCUGAAAAUUUUACAUCAGUACCAGUACUGCAAUGCCUCAGUUCCUGUCUUCACAAUAAGUAUUCUGAAGGAAUGCCACAUCAAAGAUACUAUGGAGGUAAUGAAUACAUAGAUGAAAUUGAAAUAUUAGCACAAAAACGUUCUCUUGAAGCAUUCAGACUGAGCGAUGAGCAGUGGGGUGUCAAUGUUCAGCCGUAUUCAGGUUCUCCUGCUAACUUUGCUGUUUACACCGGUGUUGUGGAACCUCAUGGCAGGAUUAUGGGGUUAGAUCUUCCUGAUGGUGGUCAUCUUACUCAUGGAUUCUUCACCGCUACAAAGAAAAUCUCUGCCACUUCUAUCUUCUUUGAAAGCAUGCCUUACAAGGUGGAUCCUAAAACUGGCUUAAUCGAUUAUGACAAGUUGGCGGAAACAGCUAAGUUAUUUAAGCCUCGCCUUAUAAUAGCUGGUAUCAGUUGCUACUCGCGCUGUUUGGAUUACAAACGGUUCAGGCAAAUUGCUGAUGAGAAUGGUGCUUACUUGAUGGCUGAUAUGGCACAUGUCUCUGGUCUUGUUGCCGCAGGUGUCAUCCCAAGUCCCUUCGAGUAUUGUGACAUAGUUACAACAACAACGCACAAAACGUUGCGAGGUCCGAGAGCGGGUGUGAUAUUCUUCCGCAAAGGUGUUCGCUCGGUGAAUGCGAACGGCACUAAAGUCAUGUUUGAUUUCGAGAGCAAGAUAAACCAGGCUGUAUUCCCUGGUCUGCAAGGAGGUCCUCACAACCACGCUAUUGCAGCUAUCGCUACAACUAUGAAGCAAACUAUCUCUCCCGAGUUCAUUGAAUAUCAGAAACAAGUAGUGGAGAAUGCAAAGCGUUUAUGCGAAGGUCUGAUGUCACGAGGUUAUGACAUCGCCACCGGAGGCACAGACGUGCACCUGGUGCUGGUGGACAUGCGGCGCGCGGGGCUGAGCGGCGCGCGCGCUGAGCGCAUCCUCGAGCUCUGCAGCAUCGCCUGCAACAAGAACACCGUGCCCGGAGACAAGAGUGCUCUCAACCCAAGUGGAAUACGACUUGGCACUCCAGCGUUAACCACACGUGGUUUAAAGGAAGCCGACAUCGAUAGAGUAGUCGAUUUUAUCGACAAGGCUCUUAAACUUGGACAAGAGAUUACGAAAAUAUCAGGCCCAAAAAUAGUAGAUUUCAACAAAACUAUAGAUGAAAAUGCUGAUAUUAACAAAAAGGUAGCUGACCUCAGGGGUGAGGUGGAAAAGUACAGCGCGACAUUCCAAUUGCCUGGCUAUGAAACAUAUUAAUAAGAAAGAUAAUCUACAAGAUACUUUUAAUUGUUCCUAAAUCAUUCGAAUAUAUACAUAUAAGAUAUUGUUAGAGUUAAGCAUAAGUAGUACUUUUUUGGUAUAGCUAUAAACAACUAACUUUUACAAAAAAAAUGUAACUGAAAGACAAAUAUUUUAUUGUGCCUUUAUACUAAUAAAUUAUAAGAAUAAAUAUUUUUCUC